GACAGAGUUGCCCAGAACCCACAUCGCUGGGGGCCGCACCUCCACAAGGUAUGUCCCAGAGGCUUACUUCAGAGACUCCUAAAUACCCCGAAUGUGGACAUGUCCAGUUAGAUGUGCACCUGUCUUUAAAGAAAUAAGAUGUCUGUUGGUUACAGUGCUAUGACCUCAGGUUCCAGAAUAUCACUGCAACAUUCUUUAGAAGAGAUGUUUCACUUUGGAUUAAGUCUAAGUUUGGAAUCAGUCAGCCCAUUGUCGAAGGGAGAAGGUUAACCCCAGCGAGAGGAAAACACCUCACUAUGAAUUGCUUUGGAAACUACUUCUCGAGAUUUCCUGAGGAUGUUUCCUUACUCAGCAUACACUCACCUCUGUUGCUUUCACUUACGUCAUCUGAAGAGGAGCAACAUUUUAUUUCCAGUGCGAGGAACCAUGUACCAGCCCAGGCUGUGGUGAAGCAGCCUGUCCGGGGAGCCACCGGCAGGACCACGAUCACCACGAUUGUCCACACUGGUGGAGACUGGAGCACCGGCCUCUUCAGUGUCUGCAGAGACAAGAGAAUUUGUUUCUGUGGUCUGUGUUGUCCAAUGUGCCUUGAGUGUGACAUCGCCAGGCAUCAUGGAGAGUGCCUGUGUUGGCCAUUGUUACCUGGAUCCACCUUUGCACUGAGAAUUGGCACCAGAGAGAGACAUAAAAUACAGGGCACCCUGUGUGAGGACUGGCUGGUGGUGCACUGCUGUUGGCCCUGCUCCAUCUGUCAGGUGGCCCGGGAACUCAAGAUGAGGGCCUCCCAACUCUACGAAAUCUAUGCAGUUCCUUCAACCAAGGACAGCUUUAUCUGACCAGGCAAGAAAGCCCCUACCCUCCUCUCAAACCCUUCUUAGGAGAGAGACUGUUCUUACGUUUUCACUGAAAUAAUACGAAAAUAAAGGAUUUCUCCCCUCCUA
This is a messenger RNA of Suricata suricatta (meerkat), 941 nucleotides long. It is a transcript of the gene PLAC8L1, whose product is annotated as PLAC8 like 1. The record is from RefSeq and is a predicted model, not a curated record. NCBI's taxonomy places the organism in Eukaryota, Metazoa, Chordata, Mammalia, Carnivora, Herpestidae. The transcript is spliced from 5 exons. Bases 297 to 836 code for a protein of 179 amino acids.